Messenger RNA from Lathyrus sativus (Indian pea), 2022 nucleotides. NCBI's taxonomy places the organism in Eukaryota, Viridiplantae, Streptophyta, Magnoliopsida, Fabales, Fabaceae. The record is from the annotation of a GenBank genome assembly.
AUGCAAUUGCAAACCCAUCUCAAACUCAUCAUUUCAUUUUCAUUCUUCCUAUUUAUCCCAUCUUUAUCUCAAAUUGACCAACUCUUAUAUGCAGGAUUCAACAAUAUUGAUUCUAAAAACCUCACCUUGAAUGGAAUAUCAGAGAUACAGAAAAAUGGAAUACUAAGAUUAACAAAUGAAACAAGCAGGUUAAUGGGUCAUGCUUUUUACCCUUCACCUUUCCAACUAAAGAACAAAACAACCGGUAAAGUUUUCUCCUUUUCUUCAUCUUUUGCUCUUGCUGUUGUUCCUGAAUAUCCCAAACUAGGUGGUCAUGGCAUGGCUUUCACAAUAGCACCUACAAAGGAUCUCAAAGCUUUACCUAGUCAGUAUCUUGGUCUUUUCAAUUCAAGCGAUGUUGGUAAUUUCUCUAACCAUCUUUUUGCUGUUGAGUUUGACACUGUUCAAGAUUUUGAGUUUGGUGAUAUUAAUGAUAAUCAUGUUGGGAUAAACAUCAAUAGUAUGACGUCAAAUGCUUCUGUUAAAGCUGGAUAUUACAGUGAUGAUCUGGUUUUUCAAGAUCUUAAUAUUAAAGGUGGAAAAGCUAUUCUAGUUUGGGUUGAUUAUGAUUCUUUGAUGAAUGUUGUUAGUGUUACACUUUCUCCAACUUCAAACAAACCUAAAAAACCAACCUUGUCUUUUCAUAUGGAUUUAUCGCCUAUUCUUCAUGAUACUAUGUAUGUUGGUUUCUCUGCUUCAACUGGUUUACUUGCUAGCUCUCAUUAUGUUUUGGGUUGGAGUUUCAAAAUCAAUGGACCAGCACCUUUUCUUGAUUUGUCUUCACUACCACAUCUUCCACAGCCAAAGAAGAAACACACUUCUUUGAUAACCGGUGUUUCGGUUGCGGCUUCUGUUAUUGUGUUGGGUUCUAUAGCAUUUGGUUUUUACCUUUUUAGAAAAAUCAAGAAUGCUGAUGUUAUAGAAGCAUGGGAGCUUGAAGUUGGACCACAUAGAUAUUCCUAUCAAGAGCUUAAGAAAGCUACAAAAGGUUUCAAGGAGAAAGGGUUACUUGGGCAGGGUGGUUUUGGUAGAGUUUACAAAGGGUCGUUGCCGAAAUCAAAGAUUCAAGUAGCUGUUAAGAGAGUUUCGCAUGAAUCGAAACAAGGGUUGAGGGAAUUUGUGUCAGAAAUCGCAAGCAUAGGCCGGCUUCGUCACCGGAAUUUGGUUCAGUUACUCGGGUGGUGUCGUCGCAGAGGAGACCUUUUGCUUGUGUACGACUUCAUGGCGAAUGGAAGUUUAGACAAGUACUUGUUUGAAGAUUCAGAAUUUGUGCUAAGUUGGGAACAAAGGUUUAAGAUAAUAAAGGGUGUUGCUUCGGGUCUUUUAUAUCUUCAUGAAGGGUAUGAGCAAGUGGUAAUACAUAGAGAUGUUAAAGCUAGUAACGUGCUGUUAGAUUUUGAACUCAAUGGAAGAUUAGGUGAUUUUGGUUUGGCAAGGUUGUAUGAACAUGGUGCUAAUCCAGGUACAACAAGAGUGGUUGGAACAUUAGGCUAUUUAGCGCCGGAGUUGCCUAGAACAGGAAGAGCAACAACAAGCUCCGACGUUUUUGCAUUUGGCGCGCUUCUGCUUGAGGUUGCUUGCGGAAGAAGGCCUAUUGAACCAAAGGCAUUACAAGAAGAGUUAGUGUUGGUGGAUUGGGUUUGGGAAAGGUUCAAAGAAGGAAGAGCACUUGAAGUAGUGGAUCCUAAAUUGAAUGGUAAUUUUGUUGAAAGUGAGGUAAUGAUGGUGUUGAAAUUAGGAUUGAUAUGUUCAAAUGAUGUUCCUACUAUAAGGCCUAACAUGAGACAAGUAGUGAGGAUUUUGGAUGGAGAAGUUGAGUUACCAAAUGAAAUGAGAAAGCCAGGAGGUAUUGAUUCACAAGAGGGGUUUGAUGAAUUCUUGCAUUCUCUUGGAACUACUUCAUUUGAUAAGACAAAUUCAAGCUCCUAUGUUGGAAAUGGAGACAUGAAUACUAGUUUUAUCUCUUUUGGUAAUUCACCUUAG